Molecule: messenger RNA, 2486 nt
Organism: Phycomyces blakesleeanus NRRL 1555(-)
Lineage: Eukaryota; Fungi; Mucoromycota; Mucoromycetes; Mucorales; Phycomycetaceae
Exons: 12
Coding region: 1-2376 (791 amino acids)
Cellular component (GO): Sin3-type complex
Source: RefSeq, a predicted model, not a curated record
AUGGCAGAUAUUAAACGAUUUGUCUUUGUUGAACGAAAACGGGUUCUCACCAUAGCUGCCACAUGCGGUCUAGGAAUUGUCUCAGAAAAAGAAGAAUUGCAAGGAUACCAGAUCUACAUUGUAGAACAAUGGAUGUGCGAUCGUACCAUGCCUUCGAAUACAGUCAAGGUAUUCACUGGAGACCCAACCCACAAGAUUGAUGUAUGCGUUAUUGCCAUGACCUCCGCCGACUUGCAACAUCCUAGACCAGAAAUUAAACCAUUCUUUGAUACUGGCAUGCCUUUAAAAUUCAAAUCUACACCUCAAGGAGACAUUACGUUAACAGAUCCAAGUGAACUUCCUUAUGAUAUGGAUAUGGUACUAGUACCAAAUGGAGAUUUCGAUGGCUGGGUCAAGCAAGCAUAUGUUAAUAUCAAUCUUCGGCGAUCGAAUUGCACUGGUCGAAGUGCACUUAACUUACGGAAGCCAAAUCCAGCAUCGGAAGAGAAGUUUAGGUCAAUCUACAAAAUCUCUGACGCUGUUCACUUUGAAGACGCUGUAAUCAAUCUAGUAAUUCUUGCUCAAAUUGCACUUUAUCUCUUCAAGUUGCUUCCGAGAGAUUACAUUGAUGGGUUGGUAUGCAACGACACCAUUAAUGCCUUUCGAGAGUUUUACUUGAACUACCAUCCUCACAAGUCAUCAGAGUAUCAAAUCAAGGAAUUCUGGAUGGAACCUCAUCUCUUAACAGCUCUUAUCACAAAAAUUAUUGUAUGCAGAAAUAAACUCCAAACUUAUGGAUUUACGGCAGUUAAAGAUCCAUUCACUGAAUUCGAGACAUUUCGAUACGAUAUUGAAGAAUUCCAGCGAGUCAAAAAUCUAAAAAGAACGAGACUGAUAGAUCUAGAGACACUCGAGAAAUUGAAUGAAUAUUCUCUUAGUCAACUGAAAGUGCGAAAAGUCCUAAAAUCUAAAUUAGAAGACAUAUCAGGUGCAAAUAACUUGCCUCUAUUCGUCGAAUCGUCAGACCCAGAAGUAUUUCGUCGACACGCCACUCUUGACUCACUAAGACUUGUAUGGAGACCUCGCAUGAAAAAUGGAUUUGGAAGUGAUAACGAGCGACAAACAAACGAGUUUAUGCACAUGAUAAAAGGCGUAUCUGCAAGAACGAGCAGAACCACUGGAGCAGCAGCAGAGAUCCUAUCAAAAGUAGCAAAUUCGUUGCCUUGGACUACAGGCGCAGAACAAAAGCAGCCGAAAGAGCACCGAAGUCGCCUAUCACAUAAAAAACCAACUGUAAAGAUACCAGCUAUUGCUCAGCAAGUAAUUACUUUAGCCAAGCCUGCUCCCAGCAAUCAACAACAUGUACCGCAAUUACACCCAAUGAAAACAACAAGUUCUCUCGGUCAGAUAGUUGAAGAAGAUUCUGAAGUACCAAAGUCAGUGCCUGGAAGAAAGGCGUCACCUUUAUCCAUGGAAACCUACCCAUCUUCUGAUGAGGAUAUGUACACAUACAGCCAACAAUCAACUGCAGAUAACACCUCUUCAAAGGGUAUUUCAGAACACACUGCACAAGACCUUCCUUCCUUUGUCCGUGCUCAUCCUCCACACUUCCUCACCCAAGCAGAUUCAUAUUCCCAGAAUCUUUCAUUCCAACAUGUACACUCUAAUUCUGCUGAUAUUCUCCACAAAAAAACCAUAUCUAAUGAUACAACUCAUGAAGCACCUAAACGCCUGCGCUCUGUUUCUGAUAGUGCCAUCAGAAGUAGUGCGUACACCCAUCAUGGCUCUCAAUCUUCGACUUCCAUUCAAUCUUCGCCAAUAUCUCCUCAAUUUUCCUCUCCUGUCUUCUUGCACCAGCCCAACCACCCACUUUCCCGUAAUCGAGCUUAUUCACUCAUCAUCCCAUCACAAAAUAACAAUAAUAUUACAGAAACCAUGCUAUCUAAUCGGCCGUCAAUUUAUAUGGAUGUCAAAACAUAUUUGUCUUAUGAGCGGCUGAAGAAACAACACACGGCUCUUGAAAAAACCUACCAUCAAUUACAAAAUAUGGCACGCGAAUAUGAAAAGACUGCACACCAGUUGCGUGCUACUCAUCAGCGACGAUUUAAAGAGUUUGACAAAAUUCAGUCUAAUGCGCGCAAGGUGAUGGACGAUCAGCAGGAGACAGAGAGACGACUAAAAUCCGUAGAAGAAGACAGUGCUAAACUUCAUUAUGAGCUCAAUGUCUUGAAUGACUAUUUGAAAGACAUGGAAGACAAUGUGUCUAUGUUUUACGGGAAGAUCGGAAUGUUAGAGCGUAAGAUGGAUGACUCCCAGCAGUCAAUCACAACCAUGUUGAUUAUUGGAAACUACUUUCGAUAUUAUUGGCGAAAGGCCCGGAAUUUUCUUGGAUUAUAGUGACCGAUAAUAUUUUGGAUUCCAAACAAUACCCCCCCUCUUUUAAAGAAUACUAUUCUAUUCUGUUAAAUAUCAUUUCUUAAAAAUAUAGAUACGCAAACGAAAAUACU